UCUUCUCAUUCACUCUCAAACCUUAAAUUGACUAAUUAUGUCCUGUCUCUUUGCGCUAAACCACGGUCGUACAACCGUGCGCUGAACUAACUGACAGCGACAACAGUGGUUUUUGUCCAGAUUUUGUGAAUCUCUGACGAAGCUAAGUGAAGGAAGGUAUAGGUAACAGAGAUCUUGCGAAGUUGCGAAACUUGCAAACUUGAUUUUUGCAGUCAGUAUCGUUAAAUCAUAUAAUACAUAAUUAUCAAGUGCGCUCCGGUUACCCUGGAUUCGGACAACUGUACCAAUUUUAAACCGAUGUGCUUGCUGGAGCGCCGGGAUGAACACGCCGAUGAACAACAGCACGGUUUACCACGCGGUCUACGUGCCCGAGGAGGAUGAUACAUCAGGUGACAAUGUGCACAUCUACCAUGACAAACUCGAGGCCCUCAAAAUCAUCAAGCAGAUCAAAUCAAGUCGGCUCAAGAGUUUCAAGACUCUUGAGGAGGCCACCGAGUUCUCGCUCAAUGGGCUCGAGUCUGUGCUGCCUAAUCCACUGGCGAACUCGGUCCCGAUUAUCCAGGUCACCGAGGAAAAAUCCAAGUUCAAGGCCCUCAAACCGCAAGAUCUCACCAAAUUCCGAAAGCUCGUCGACAGCGGCGACCUCGCGAAGGUCAACGAAACUAUAUGGGAAAAUCCACGGCAUCUCAUUGGCAGCGGUGACACGCCAACUAUACUUCAGGAAGGUUGUCGUUACAACGCUCUACACAUAGCUGUCAAAAGUGUAAACUACGCCAGAGAAAUGUGUGAACUGAUAUUAAAUACAGUGGGUAAUCCAGAAUUUGUGAAACUUUAUUAUGGUGAUGCAAAUAUAGACAAAAGUUAUGUUGAUAGAGCUAGUAUUUUGCAAGAUUUGUACUUGAAUACACCUGACAAAGGGCUAAAUGAAACUCCACUGCAUUUUGCCACUAAGUACGGACAUAAAGAUUGUGUUAAAGCUUUGUUGUCUUAUCCACAAUGUUUGAAAAAUCCUUUGAACAAGCAUAAACAAACACCAUCAGAUGUAAUAUGUACCAGAAAAUGCAUAGGCGAUACAAAUUUGAUAAAUGAAAUACGCUCUUUGCUAGAAGAACAAUAUUACGUUCCUGUUAUACGCGCACAAGACAAUAGUUUGAUGCCCGAGGUUGGAGAACCAUUUUCUCUCAAUCAUCCUCUAAAAUUAAACAGUGAUCCCAUCAGUCCUACAGUGGAAAUAAAAGCAUUUGCAGGCCCUAUGCUAAAAGAGCAGGCGCUUGAAUUCAGAAAAAAAUGGAAAACGCCACCACGAACACUUGGUACGCCAAACAAGAUGAACAUGUCCGGCGAUUGUAACGGACUUCGAAGUCCUGGGUUAAAUAUAUCUUCCAAUCUAUCGUUACGAUUGCAAGAUACAGAAAAAGGACUAGAAAGGGUAGGCAGAGAAUUAGCUUCGGAAUUUCAUGUCUCUUGGAAGGAAUACUGGCCAUUUUUGGAAGACUUUGCCGAUCUUCGGUGUGCAGAAGGUUUAAGAAAACUGGAGGAGUUUUUGAAAAAUAAGUUAGAAAAGUCUAAUACUACCACAGUUAAUCAGAAAAUCUUUCGGAGUUUUUGGAAAGAAACAGUACCAGAGAAUAAAGUAGAGGUUGACGAUAUAUGUGACAUAUUUCAAUCAAUGACACUAAAUAACGGAACGAAUACCGAUAAUGAGACUGAAGAUAUCAUGUUCACCACACCACCUUCAUCUCCUCUGCGUGUAACCAACAACAACGAAAAAGAUGAAUCUUCUGAUGAUGAAAUGGAUCUUGCUGAUGAUAGUAUUAAUGAGGAAAUCUUUCUCGAGGGGAAAACUCCAUCGAAAAUUGAUUUUGCCGUAUUCACUGCCAUUCCAUCUGAAAUAGAUUUAAAUGAAUAUCCAUACACAUAUCGUUGGCGACACGAAAUGCAAUUGGCAAGCAAAAAUAUCAAGAGUGACAAUAUUUUAAGGACACCAAAAAAUAUUUUGUUUAAGAAGAAAUUGUUUCUAGAGGAAACGUUAUAAAAAUCGAACGAAUCCGUGUGUGCUUCCUGUGUACAGCAGCCAAGUCAGAUUGUAACUUGGUAUUGAGAGUAUGCAGUAUUUUUUUAUUUCAUAAAUGUCUUGUCAAUGUUAUAACAAACUUUAAAGUUUGUCAAGUCAUAUUGUCUUUCAUCAAACAUAAAAAUAUGUCAGAGUAUCUGCUAUAAUUCACUGACGUUUAAAUACAAUUAAAAAGUUGCAUGGAAGUUGAUUUUCAAGAGGUCCAAAGUAUAUUUUAUAAAAUGAAACUGCUAACUUAAAACAAGAUUGUCUAUUUUCUUACUCGUUUUUAUACCAAGUUGAAAAAAAAAAAAAAAUUCUUAAUGUUGAAAAAAAACAGAGGAUUUAACUUUAUUAUUGUAACUAUUAAUAUUAAUUAAGAGAUGUAAGAUUAUUCUAUAAGACAAAAUAUGUGUAUAUAUGUGUGUAAACAGAAAAUUGAAUAGCUCACUGAUCGUGUAUUGAACGCUAUUUAAAUUUUUCACCAAGUCAUAAAAAGCAAAGAAGUGAAUAAAAAGAUAAUUUCUCAAUUAAA
This is a messenger RNA of Copidosoma floridanum, 2588 nucleotides long. It is a transcript of the gene Ankle2, whose product is annotated as ankyrin repeat and LEM domain-containing protein 2. Gene Ontology annotation, cellular component: endoplasmic reticulum. Gene Ontology annotation, biological process: negative regulation of phosphorylation. NCBI's taxonomy places the organism in Eukaryota, Metazoa, Arthropoda, Insecta, Hymenoptera, Encyrtidae. Gene Ontology annotation, molecular function: protein phosphatase 2A binding. The record is from RefSeq and is a predicted model, not a curated record.